UCUCUCUCUUGCUGUUUCAAGAAGGGUGUGUGUGUGGGGGGGUUUCUCUUCUCCCUCCCCUCCUCCCCCCAUUCUCCUUUUGUUUCUUCUCGCAAGAGCUCCACAACUGCCUGACAUCACACGUCACACAUACAGCGUGGAGAAGGAAGGAGAGAGAAAGAGAGAGAGAGAGAGAGAGAGAGAGAGAGGAAAAAAACCCAGCUCCCCCCGCAGCUCCUUUCAAAAGGCACAGGCAGCCUCGGUCUGCCUUCGCAGAGCAGGGUGGAAGCGCAUCAGGCAGCUGAGCAUGCCUCUCCCAACUUUUGCACAAGAGAGGAGGAGGCAGCAGGGGAGAAACUUCAGGGUCCUCUUCUCCGAGGCUGCUGCGAUGCUGUGAUCUGGCCAUCAGCGAGAGGGGCCAAAACAAGCCCAGAGAGAGAGAGACGGAGGAAGAGGAGUUGCCGGAAUGGCUAGGCAGAAACGGGCUUGUGUCCUAGUAGGCUAACAGGAAGAACGCAGGGAGUUGGCAGCUGGCAGAGCUGAGGCUUCUCCGGGCUGAAAUCCCAGGAUGAAAAGAGGAGCCAGUGCCUCGGUUUCUCUCCCCCUGUCCUCCUCCUGCUCCUCCUCUUCCUCUGGGUCGGGUACAAAUGGAGACUUCUGAAGGGUGGCCCUCCAGGCGCCCGCGAAGCUGAGAAGCCGGCCUCCCCUUCCCUCCCGUGGGCUGCUCCAGAAAGGACCAUGGGCACCUCGGGGAGUGAGGAGAACUACAGCGUCCAGGCCACGGCCACCAUCGCCGCAGUCACCACCUUCCUGAUCCUCUUCACCAUCUUUGGCAACGUGCUGGUGAUCAUCGCUGUGUUGACCAGCCGGUCUCUGAAGGCUCCUCAGAACCUCUUCCUGGUGUCUCUGGCGGCAGCAGAUAUUCUGGUGGCCACCCUCAUCAUCCCUUUCUCCCUGGUCAAUGAGCUGAUGGGCUACUGGUACUUCAGCAAGACCUGGUGCAAGUCCUACCUGGCGCUGGACGUCCUCUUCUGCACGGCGUCCAUCGUGCACCUCUGCGCCAUCAGCCUGGACCGUUACUGGUCCGUCAGCCAGGCCAUCGAGUACAAUUUCAAGAGGACGCCCCGUCGGAUCAAAUGCAUCAUCCUGAUGGUGUGGUUGGUUUCGGCGUUGAUCUCCUUACCCCCUCUGGUCCUCAAGGAGAACCGGAACCUGGCCAAGGAGGACAUCCCAAAGUGUGAGCUCAACGACGAGCCAUGGUACGUCCUCUCCUCCAGCACCUGUUCUUUCUUCGCUCCCUGCGUCAUCAUGAUUUUGGUGUAUCUCAGGAUCUAUUUCAUAGCCAGGCGCCGGAACCGACAUGGCUCUCAUGCUAAGGGGCCCAAGGAGAAGGUCCAGGAUGAGAACAAGGUGAGCCUGCCUGAUGCUGCUCUUCCCGAGCAGGACCAGCCAAAGCCAGGAGAGAAAGUGGAGUCGAAUGGACUUCAGGUCACUCCCAAGGAAAGUGACCAAGCAGACUCCCCUUCGCUCUCUACCCAAAACUUUGCUCUUCAUAGCCAGGAGGGCAGAGAGCAAGAGCCAGACUUGACCAAUAGCCCUUCCCCGUCCUUGCCGGAGAAGAAACCAUCUUCAGAAUCCAGCACCGUGGAUUCCCUCCCUCGGAACAGCGUCCCGAGAAGCAACGGAGCUUCUACCAAGUCGCCGCCAGCCAUGGACACCUUGGCCACGGCCCAAGGAGAGAUCCAGCUGGUGAGGAAAGUCAAGACCCUCAGUGCCAACCCUUGGAAAAGGAAGGCCCACCUCAACCGAGAGAAGAGGUUCACCUUUGUUCUCACAGUGGUGAUCGGGGUGUUUGUCAUCUGUUGGUUCCCCUUUUUUUUCCUCUACAGCCUACGGGCCAUCUGCCCCUCGGGCUACUGCUCUAUCCCGGACAGCACCUUCAAGUUUUUCUUCUGGAUCGGCUACUGCAAUAGCUCCUUGAACCCCGUCAUCUACACCAUCUUCAAUCAGGACUUCCGCAAAGCCUUCCGGAAAAUUCUCUGCAGGCAAUGG
This is a messenger RNA of Notechis scutatus (mainland tiger snake), 2031 nucleotides long. It is a transcript of the gene ADRA2B, whose product is annotated as adrenoceptor alpha 2B. Gene Ontology annotation, biological process: regulation of vasoconstriction; G protein-coupled receptor signaling pathway; regulation of smooth muscle contraction. Gene Ontology annotation, cellular component: plasma membrane. The record is from RefSeq and is a predicted model, not a curated record. Gene Ontology annotation, molecular function: alpha2-adrenergic receptor activity; epinephrine binding. Lineage: Eukaryota; Metazoa; Chordata; Lepidosauria; Squamata; Elapidae.